AUGUCAUAUUAUAUUGCCAAUCUCUCGGAAGCUGCCCCUGGCCGGGAGCUGCUCAUAAGCGCAGCUUUCAUCGCGGGUCUAUACUGCGUGGCACGCGUACUCUACCAGCUAUGCCUCCAUCCACUGGCUGGUUUCAGAGGUCCACGACAAGCGGCACUUUCGACAUGGUGGUUGUAUUCAAUCAGCAAGUCUGGUCAAGCACCACAGGUUUUCGAGGAACUACACCGCAGAUACAAUACGAGAGUGCUGCGAGUUGGUCCUAAUGAGGUCCACAUAUCCGACUCGUCCCUGUAUCAUACCAUUUACUCUCAAGAUCACGCUUUCACAAAAGAUCCAUAUUUUUAUGACGCUUUCGGAACUCCUCACUCAGUGUUUGUGGAGACUGAUCGAGCACUUCACCGUCAAAGAAGAAAGCUCCUCGGUAAAUUCUUCUCCAAAACAUCUAAACGAGAAUUGCAAAAUGUUUUAUACAGGCAAAUGGAGAAGCUGUGCAACUUGCUAGCAAAGAGAUCCGAGACGGACAGUGAGGAACCACUAAACAUCUAUAAUGCUGCCAGGUGCUUGACGCUGGAUAUAAUCUCGGAUAUCGCCUUCGGACGUUCUUUGGACACACUAAGCAGUGCAAAAGGUAGCACGUUUGAAAGUAGUCUUCUGCACGCUCUCGACCUUGCAGCCCAUUCAAUAUGGGACAUGAUGUAUAUUCCACAGCUUCGCGCAUUGAUGGGAAAUAUGCCACUUGCCUUGACAAAUUGGCUGGGCGGCCCCGCUGUGCAUUUCGCUCGUCUCACAGAGAACAUCAAAUCCGUGGUCGAAAAGUUCAAGGAUCUCAAGUCAGCGGGCAAGUCUUUCGAUCACGCAGUUGUGUUCGACGAUCUCACUGAGCUAGAUGAUACAUCCUUGAUUGCCGAAGCUACCGACAUUCUCGUAGCAGGCUCCGACACUACGGCAACCACUCUUGCUGUAGCUCUGUAUCAGUUGACUCACAUUCCAGAAGUAUAUGCGGCGCUGAAGCAUGAAAUCCGAAACGCCGACCUCAAGACACCAGAGGACUUUGAUUUGACCCGACUUGAGCAGUUCCCUUACCUUUCCGCUACCGUGAAAGAAGCCCUCCGCUUUGCAAAUGCCGUUCCUGGGAGAUUGCCACGUGUAGUGCCAUCACCACAGUCAAAGGCCGGCGUCCUCGAGGUUGACGGAAAAGUGAUUCCCGAAGGUACCAUUGUCAGCAUAUCUGCUUACAUGGUUCUCUUUGAUGAGUCGAUAUGGGGAAGUGAUGCUCAAACAUUCAACCCCAAACGGUGGCUCUCGGACGAGGGGAGGCAACUGGACAAAUAUCUGGUUACGUUUUCCAAAGGCGCCCGACAGUGCCUCGGCAUCAACCUCGCGAAUGCCGAGCUCACGCUCGCAUUGGCCAUGAUUGUGAGCAGAUUUGAUCUCACAGCAGACGAUACCUUGACGGAUCUGGACAUGAAGUCGUAUGAUGGAUUCACGCGUUCUUACAAGGAUGGACCAGGGCCGCGGCUGAAGGUUUCCAUCUUGUAA
Molecule: messenger RNA, 1539 nt
Organism: Pestalotiopsis fici W106-1
Lineage: Eukaryota; Fungi; Ascomycota; Sordariomycetes; Amphisphaeriales; Sporocadaceae
Exons: 7
Coding region: 1-1539 (512 amino acids)
Molecular function (GO): heme binding; iron ion binding; oxidoreductase activity, acting on paired donors, with incorporation or reduction of molecular oxygen
Source: RefSeq, a predicted model, not a curated record